UAUCAGCAUUUAUAUCAACUUUUUACGUAAUUGCAGUGCGCAGUGUUGUAUUAAGUUUAACACACUACCAAAAUGAACGAAGACCCAGAUCUGUACUCAAAAAACUGCCAAAUGCAAAAAUUUGACGCCACGCAUUUCCUCAAAACUUAUUUGAACCAGUUGAACCUGAAAAACGGCGCUUCAAUUCUGGACGUGGGUGCCGGCGACGGCACGAUCACCCUCGACGUGAUAAUCCCUCACUUACCACCCUUCGCUAAACUCGUGGUUUCCGAUAAAUCCGAAAAAAUGGUAAACUUCGCCAGGAGGAGAUUCAACGACCAACGAAUCGAAGUCGUCAGGAUGGACAUCUCGGACAACGACGACGAAGUUUUCAAAAAUCGCUUCGAUCACGUUUUGUCGUUUUAUUGUUUGAAUUACGUGCCGGAAGAGAGAAGUCCACAAGCUAUGCGAAACAUUUUCUCAAUGUUAAAGCCUGGAGGAAAUUUGUUUGCCACUUUCAUCGUUGAUUCACCUCUGUUUGAAACUUGCGACAACAUGAUCAAGAAGCAAAAGUGGCCCCCGGCUAUGGUACCUUUCAAAAAAAAUGCGUACCGAGGUGUGGACAAACCUGAAGCGAAGCUGAGAUUUUUUUUGGAGCAAGCUGGUUUUGAGGUUCAAGUUUGCGUGUACGAGGAAAGAACUUAUACUUUCGAUGGGUUUAAGCAAUUUCUGGAUUUUGCCUUGGCGAUAGUACCUGUUUUGAACGUGGCUUCACAAAAUAAACAAGUGGAAUUUAUUGAAGAUUUUACAGAAGAAGUGAAGAAGGCUGAUAAAUUUGCUACGAAGGGUGAAAAAGUUAUCAUGUUUUACAGCGUCCUGGUGGCUUGUGCAUCAAGAGCUAUUUAACCCACGUCGAAAAAUUCAUGUUUUUGUAGUCGUUCAGAUUAGUAUUACUUAAUUUAAGAGUUAUUUUUGUCAAAAGAUAUUCUAAUCACCAAGGUCAGAUUAAACCCAUUAUGCAGUUUAAAGCAAUUACGUAUGUGUCUUAUCAGUAUUUGUACAGUUAUCAUUUUUUAAUAAAAUCGCAAACACUC
Messenger RNA from Zophobas morio, 1073 nucleotides. Its product is annotated as juvenile hormone acid O-methyltransferase-like. The transcript has 3 exons. The record is from RefSeq and is a predicted model, not a curated record. Lineage: Eukaryota; Metazoa; Arthropoda; Insecta; Coleoptera; Tenebrionidae. The coding region runs from base 73 to 885 and encodes 270 amino acids.